AUGGGACUUGCAUUCCAGAGCAUUUUCCGCAACAUUCGAGUCUACUGGCUCGCUUUCGUCGUCUAUUGGGGAAUCGUUCUGUUUGGUUACGACACUGGUAUCGCUGGAGGUGUCGUCUCUCAGCCAUAUUUCCGCCAGCACUUCAACUUGAUCAACCCGGAUGGCACGGUCAACGUCAAGAAGACGGAUGAGGUCUCUUCGAACGUUGUGGCGGUCCUGCAGGCUGGUGCGUUCUUCGGAGCUCUGAGCAGUGCACCCGUAUCUGCGAAGAUUGGGCGGAAGUGGACCUUGAUUGCCUUUACCGCUAUUUUCACUGUUGGCGCAAUUUUGACGACAGUCGCUGAUGAGCCGAAGAGUGGAUUGGCCCUCAUCUACGCUGGCCGGGUUAUCUCUGGUUAUGGCAUUGGUGCGAUCUCUGCUGUGGCGCCAGCUUUCGUGUCCGAGUGCUCGCCGAAAGAUGUUCGUGGGCGGAUUACUGGUCUUUUCCAGAUUAUGGUCGCCACUGGUGUCAUGAUUUCGUACUUCAUCAACUAUGGCGUUGGCUUGCACAUGAAGGACUCAACGAACGUCUGGAGGAUUCCGUUUGGCUUCCAGCUCGUCCCGGCUGGCAUCAUGUUGUUCGGCCUCGUGACUGUCAAGGAAUCUCCGCGCUGGCUCGCCUCAGUGGGAAGGAAAGACGAAGCGCUCCUGAACCUCGCUUAUCUACGCAGGGAUAGCGCGACUUCUGAAUCCGUUCUUGAGGAAAUCGCAGAAAUCGAGGCCGCCAUCGAAGAAGAGCGCGUCGCGCGCGAGGGUCUCGGCUGGAAGGAGGCGUUCCUUGGCAAAGGGAAUUUCAUCCGUUUCGUCAUCGCGUUUGUGAUUUUCCUGCUCCAACAGUGGGCUGGACAGAACUCUGUCAACUAUUACGCUCCUCAAAUCUUCGCCUCGAUCGGAUACGUUGGCACGAAGAACUCGCUCCUCGCGUCUGGAAUCUACGGAGUCAUCAAGGUCGUCGCCACCGCGGUAUUCAUCUUCGGCUUCGUCGAAUCCCUCGGACGCAAGCUCUCGCUGUUCAUCUCCGCGAUGGGCAUGGGUUCGCUCUUCUUCAUCAUCGGUGCCAUCCUUAAGACGCAUCCUCCGCCGAUCGUUAUUGCCGGUCAGGAUCCGCCCCCUCCGCCGGCCGCGUCGAAGGCGAUGGCUGCCAUGCUCUACAUCUACGUGUGCUUCUAUUCGAUGGGAUGGGGACCUCUUCCCUGGGUCUACGUCUCUGACAUCUUCCCAACGAGGACAAGGCACUAUGGUCUCGCGCUGGCGAGCUCGUCUCAAUGGUUAUGGAACUUCACUGUUUCGAAGGUUACGCCCUCGAUGAUUACGCAGCUUGGGUACAAGAUCUUCUUCACAUUCGGGACAGUGAACAUUGUCGCGAUGGGUAUCUUCUCUUUGAUCAUUCCUGAAACGAAAGGACGCAGUCUGGAGGACAUGGAUGUCAUCUUUGGAAGUGUUAGUGCCGAAGAGCGGAAUGCCAACAUCCAAAAGCAACAACGAGCUCAAGAGCAAGAGAAAUUCCAACCUACAGACAGCCGGUCCUCUCGCGAAAAGGUUUAA
Molecule: messenger RNA, 1584 nt
Organism: Cyclocybe aegerita
Lineage: Eukaryota; Fungi; Basidiomycota; Agaricomycetes; Agaricales; Hemipholiotaceae
Source: the annotation of a GenBank genome assembly